AGAGAAUAAACAGACACUCCCACCUCUCAUUUCUGCCUGGCUUCUAACCUGAGAGGUUCUCAUUGCAGUUCUGAUGACAGUAAUGUCACUUUUAGCAGCACGACUUUGCUGAAAGUGUUAACAGCUAUGAGUACAGUGGUGAUUCUGAUACAGAGCAUGGAGAAAGGUCACACAAAGAUACUAUGUGCAGAGAUUAUGAUGCUCAGUAUUCACAGCAUGGGCCAGGGAGCUAUAUUACAUCCCCAAGCCUAUGAUGAAGUGCUUGUAACAUGAAACGCAUAAGGCAGAGGACACAAUCAAUAUUUUUACUUCAUUUCAACUGUUUGAUGGAAGAUUGCCUUUAUUUGAGUGCCUGCUCCAGAUUUAUUUAUGGUUAUCUGCUCCCAAUGCUGAGGGCUCAGGGUGGUGCACUUCCCCCAUGUGGUGAGUAAAUAUUCUUAUGGAGACCCUCCUUCCAAAUCUUAUUACUCUGAUGGUUAUAGUAACUACAGUGAUGGUAACUACAAUGAGGAAAAAAAAGAAGCAGAUUUUGCUGAACAGAUGAAACACUACGAACAAGGAGAACUCAAAUGUGGCUUAACCAGCUUUUAAGAAAAACAAUGUGAAAGGAAUUCAGCAAGGACGUGAACAACAGCAGCCUUUUGGACAAGAACGUGGCAACCAGAAAAAUGUAAAGGCCAUGGAAGAGGUUUACAUAAAGGGCCAAAUCCUUAUUUUCAAGAUGACUCUCAAGGGGCAAGAGAAGAUAAGGACAUACACCGAGGCUUUGUCAUCUGACCUCGAAGUGCCGGUGAAGAAAAGAUGCAUCACGGAGGCCACCAAGGGCCCUGAAAAUACUGCCAGGUCUGAAACAGCUGCAGCUGCCAACACCGGCUUUUACCAACUGCUGGAACAUCAUCAAAUUGGAAAAGGCCUGGCAAUAGACUCCUGCAGGAAACUUACUGAUAAGUACCUUCUGGCUAUGGUGAAAGUUUAUUUCCAGCGUGCCAAGCUCCAGGAAGAAGAGUACACCACCUUGAACUUCUUUGCAGCCCUGUUUCUGGCCAAUGAAAUGGAAGAAGAAACAAUCUUCCAUGACCUGAUUUACCCCUUGGGCCUCGGGGUUGAGUAUCAGGUUAAAUGGCAGGAGCUGAGGAGCAGAAAACUGGAGUUGUGGGUGAGGAUGGGCUUCAAAGCAUGGGUGAGCAGAUCAUCCUGUGAGGAGGCAAUGGAAGAUAACCCGACACACUGGGCAUGGAGGCGUGAAAGGCACCACAACCAUGGUUUAGCCAUCAGGUUCCACGCAAGACAGAGGGACUACUUAUACUUCAGUCUCCCUUAUAUCAGCCCAGCUGUCUGCUCCCAGUGUGCGCCCAAGCCCCCAACUCCAGAGAAAAUCCGGCCAGACAAGGAGCUGCCAUUCAAGAUGAGGAUGAAGAGAAUGUGGAAGAAAGACAACCCAUAAGUUCCACCCUCAUCCUUUUAUUUAGUACAACAUCUAUAUUUUGUCAUUUUAUUAUAGAGUUUAGGUACUUAUUGCCAUUUUAAUAUUAUUAUAGCUUAAUAUAUUUUAGUACAGGUAUGGGAUCCAUAAUCUGGAAACCCGUUAUCCAGAAA
Messenger RNA from Xenopus laevis (African clawed frog), 1596 nucleotides. Its product is annotated as speedy protein 1-A-like. The record is from RefSeq and is a predicted model, not a curated record. NCBI's taxonomy places the organism in Eukaryota, Metazoa, Chordata, Amphibia, Anura, Pipidae. The transcript is spliced from 11 exons. The coding region runs from base 680 to 1444 and encodes 254 amino acids.